AUGGCCUCUCCCGGCACUCCCCGUCCCGCAAUGACGCGUGUGGUUUCUUGUUCUCGGUCCACGGAGAAAGAUCUACCCGCUGGCGCUGUUGAUUACAAAGACCAUGGCGAGGCGGCGAUCAACAGCGCUGAUGAUGGCGGCAGCGACGCUAUUGACGCCAAAGAAGUGGCCAAGACUCUCCGCAAGAUGGACUUGAUCGUCAUGCCGAUGAUGACUAUUAUCCUGGCAUUCUGCUACAUUGACAGAACCAACAUGGGCCUUGCCAUGGUCGUUGGCAUGGGUAAAGAGUUGCAUUUUGGGACCUACGAGUACUCUAUCGCCCUGCUGGUCUUCUUUCCCGGCUAUGCCAUCGCCGCUCUGCCUAGCAACUACGUCCUCGCAAAGGUGCCGGUCAGAUACUGGCUUCCGCUCCUUUCGGUCUUGUUCGGUCUCCUCACACUUGGAUGCGGGUUCGUGCGCGAGUUUGCUGGCCUCGCCAGCGUACGCGCUUUUCUCGGCGUGUGCGAAGCCGGCGUCUACCCGACAGUGGUCAUGGUCCUCAGCUCGUGGUAUCCUCGCUACCACUUUGGGAAGCGAAUGGCCGUGGUCGGUUGCGGUGCCUCGUUGAUAUCGGCCCUGUCCGGGGUGCUCGCGUGGGCUUUUUCGCGGAUAAGUACCCCCAACUAUUCGGGCUGGAGAUGGAUCUUCAUACUCGAAGGUUCCAUCACCACUAUCUUAGCCCUCGGCGCCUUCUUCGUGCUCGAUGAGUAUCCCAGCAAGUCCAAGUUUCUCAACGCAGAACAGCGCCGUACUGCCGUCAGGAUGAUUGCGGAAGAUAGAGAAGAGCUUGAGGACCAGAAGUUGACGGUCGGUCUCGUAUUCGAAUGCCUCCAUGACUGGAAGAUCUGGAUCUUCGGAGCGGUGUACAUGUUCAGCGUGGCCGCGACGUAUGGCCUGGCUUACUUCGUUCCGCUCAUUCUGAACCAGAGGAUGGGUUACAGCGGCGCGAUCAGCCAGCUCAUGUCGACUCCGCCGUACUUCUACGCCUUCAUCCUCGCUGUGGGUCUCGCCACUGUCUCAGACCGCUGGCGUAUGAGGUCGCCCUUUGUCAUCUUUCUGCAGCUCAAUGUGGUGCUGGGUAUCACCUUGACGCGCUGGGGGCCAAACACUGGCUCCCAGUACCUGGGCCUGUUCUUUUGCAUCGGUGCAUCAAUCGUCAACGGCCCUAUGAUCGUCAUCUACGCCCAGAAUAACGCACCGACCCGUGCGAAGAGGUCCGUCAGUUCAGGGCUGCAGCUUUCCUUCGGUGCUCUAGGAGGGAUCAUCGGAUCGACAGUCUUUCGGUCCCAAGAUGCUCCCACCUAUACGCCGGGAAUCAUAGUUGUGCUUUGUUUCUCUGCAGCCAUCAUUGCCAUUUGCAGCCUCAUGAAUAUCUAUUUGAACCGGCUCAACCGGUUGCAGAAGGAAACCGGUGUGGUUCUGGAAGGUCAACGGUCGUUCCUCUACACGCCAUGA
This is a messenger RNA of Thyridium curvatum, 1494 nucleotides long. RefSeq lists its product as uncharacterized. Gene Ontology annotation, molecular function: transmembrane transporter activity. The coding region runs from base 1 to 1494 and encodes 497 amino acids. Lineage: Eukaryota; Fungi; Ascomycota; Sordariomycetes; Thyridiales; Thyridiaceae. Gene Ontology annotation, biological process: transmembrane transport. The transcript has 2 exons. The record is from RefSeq and is a predicted model, not a curated record. Gene Ontology annotation, cellular component: membrane.